UGAAAAAGAUUAGAUGAUAAGAUCUUGAAAAAUGGCAUUUACAAGUUCCCAAGGGAUGGACGGAAAAUCCCUCAACUACCAACAGAGGGGUACAAAUAAUUCCCCAGUGCCACAAUUAAACCCUCCACCACCAAUACCUCAAAGAUCGCGAAGGUCAGAUCCGCCUUCAAUGGGAUGGAAUAUUCCCGAUUCUACAGUGAAUCAAAAUUUCAUGAAUCCAGCAUCAGACCCAUUUGGAGAUUCAUUCCAAAAUAAUUUUACAGGAAAUUUUUCAAUGCAAAAUAAUACAAGUUCCUCAGGAACUAGCAUACCUAGAAACAAUAGCCCGUUACAAUUGACGAUGCCUAAUCCAAAUCCUAAUCCUUCUUCAAAAGACAGAGACUCUUUGAUAGCUCUGUCACCUGACCAACCCACAGUUACACAUCAAAAGGACUUUAGUCAUACUAAAUACAGCAUGGAUUUACAAGGGCUAUCUUUUGACAAUUCAGGAAGUAACGAAAAUGUUAAUAAGAUAUCAUCAAGUUCGUCAUCUGAAAAUUUGUCUUCCAAUCCAAACAACCCGGCAUAUCCUGAUAUUAGUCAUGCAUUUAGAGAAGUGAGAAGAGAACCAUCAAGAAACGAUUUUGGUGCUAGAUUACCAACCCCCUGGCAGACAUCUGGACAAACUGGAAAUUAUGGUUGGAACCAAGAACUUUUUAAUCCAAACUUUAAUAAUGCAUCUAAUGAUCCUUGGGCUGUGAGUAGUGCUACAAAUGUGACUGCUUCUGGACCCCCAUUACCUCCUAGAAAAAGUCUUUCAAAUGCUCCAAACAUUUAUCCUACAAAUUUACAAAUUGGACAUGGACUGGUUCAGGUGCUUCCUAUGCAUCCACCAGCUCCAAAUUUACAACAAACUGGAAAUCAGGCUGUCAUGGCUGGUAAAUUUCAACAUCAGUUUUCUCAACCACAUCCUUAUAAUCCUACACCAAACAUUAGUUCUACAAUUAAUGCCAACAGGCCGUCUAGUAUGCAUGGUACUGAUGCAUGGUUGACACACAGACUUAAUGUGCCUCAAGUAGGUAUUCAUAGAACUUCUAGUGCUAGUGAAUUUGACAACAUAAGGGGAAAUAAAAAACAAACAGAUUCUGAAGUUUUUCAGGACAAUUUUCAUAAUCGUGAUUUUGUGGAUGACACGCUACCACGAAGUCGUAAAGGAAGUGAUUUGAUUGAAUUGUCUGAUGAAGAAAGGGAUGAGGUUGAAAAAGAAUAUUUAUCUUUAGAAUCAUUUGAUCCAUUGUAUAGACGGCAAAGAAGCGAGUCUGUCUGUUCAAGAGAAGGUGUUUUGGCGGGAUCACCAAAAGGUGGAUUUCCCUCUUUUGUGUUCGCAGAGGCAACAGAUGUGCAACCUGUUCACAGAGGUAAUAAGGACAGUGGAUAUAGUUCAUCAUUAUAUCCACAAAUUCCAGAUGAGGAUGAUGAGCAGGGAGUUUGUCCAAUGGCCAACCAUGAUGAGCUUGAGAUGUUUCUGAAGAGUGCAAUACCAGUUGAUGAACCUGAACAAGCAGCACCACCUCGUCCACCCCCUCCUAAAUCACAGGAUAAAUCGUUUGAGAGGCUGAGGCAGCACAUGUUUGUUGAUGAUGAGUCCAAUGCAUUCUGUCAGAUGGUAGUGGAGUUGAAAUCCCGGUACAAGUCAACAGAUACAAAGACCAACCUAGGAUUCAUAGUCAGUCCGUUGUGUACCAAACAACAGUGCUCCAUGUCUGUUAAAAUUAUUGUAUACUCUGACUUUAUUACUGAGCCUAUAGUGUUUACAUGUGAAGUUGAAAAUCCAACAGAAAUGGUGAUCAGCCAUGUAUUAUAUAGUUCUUUAGGAGCAUCACAGAAGGAUUUAAACACAUCAGACUUUUUACUAAAGGUUUAUGACAGAUCAGAAUAUCUUCUCAACAAGUUUCCAUUGUGUCGAUAUGAAUAUGUCCAUAACUGCUUAAAGCUUGAUGAAGAUAUAAAGUUUACCCUUAUGAGGAGGCAGGAAGUCUUAUUACCAUUUCUUAGAACUAUUGAUGAUGAUAGCCAAUGCUUGUACUUUCCUAAAGAUUAUGUAAAAACAGAUGAAAUGAUUGCCAACAAGGAACAGAUGGAGAUUUUGCUAAAUGCGUUUUACGUUGAAGUGGAGAAAUUAAGAGACCAUAUUUUAAAGAAUGAGACAGCCCUGAUCAGAUCUCAGCAGCUAAGUCAGGCUGUGAAGGCCAUAUGUUUGACUUUGUGUAAGAUAGAAACGAUGGACAUAACAAAAACUCUACAGAGAGUGGAAAACAUUGUAGCACAGCUCACAAGCCAGGAGAGUCAAGUUUUGUCUAAAGAUACAGAAGACUAUGCCACACAACAAGCUAUUGGUAUGGCAAUUAAAUGUUCAUUGAUAGAAGAAAUGGAAGAGGCUUUAGAACAGCUUCUGAAGGCUGUGAAAGAAUUCAUAAGAAUGUACUGCAUAACAUUCCAUACAGAUUUUCUGAUUGGUUCCACUGUCAAAGCAGACUGGGGCAGCAAAUCAGUAACCACUGUUGAAGAUAAUUUUAUAUUACAUAUAGCAACAGUACACAGAAUUCCUCCGUACUGGUCUACUAAAUAUGAUGAAUAUAAAGUUGUAUGUUCUUUGUACUAUGCUAACAAGAAGAUAGAGCUGGACAGAAUGACAAGUUUUAAAGCCAUCAAUAAUACUGGCCUGUGUGAUAGGAUACUAUGGGACGAAUGGAUUAAUUUUGAAAAAGUGAUAUUAAUGGCCUUGCCAAGGGAGACAAGGCUGUGUCUGACUUUGUAUGGUCAGAAAUCAGUAGCUACUGGAAACAACAGUCCUGCUAUUGCUACUGAUAAAUUACAGACUGUUCUGGGUGGAGUCACUAUACAGCUUUACUCACAGAAAGAAGAGUUGAUACGAGGAAGUCACUUAGUUCCAUUAAGGAUGCAUGCUGCAGCUGAUCCAUUAUUACCUAUUGGUUCUGUUAUACAGAAUGAUACUGUGUUAAUGCAGAUAAAUUUUCCAGAUUUUGGUUGUCAUGUUGAGUUCCCAACAGUUAUGACAUCUAAAAUUUCACAAAAAAAAAGUUUUAAUUCAUUACUACCAGAAAUCCAAGAAGUUAUUAAAACUGUGAUGGAGAAAGAUUGUAUUUCAUCGUGCCAAGCAGAUGAAUUAGGAAUAUUGUGGCAAUAUAGACAUUAUUUAUAUGACUAUUCAAAUCUGUUACCAUGGAUACUACAGGGACAGAUAAACUGGGAUUUUUCACAUUUAUCAGAAAUAUAUGAUUUGUUAGGACUCUGGAAGAAGUUGGAUCCCAUGCAGUCAUUAGAAUUACUGCUUCCUCAACAUUCAGACACACACGUGAGAGAGUUUGCAUGUAGAUGUUUACAGGAUAUGCCAACUGAUGAACUCAUUGAUUUUCUUCCUCAGCUCAUACAGGCAUUGAAGUUUGAAAGUUACCAUGGAUCAGCAUUAGCUAAACUGCUACUGGAGCAAGCUUGUAAAAGUAUCAGAUUUGCUCAUCAGUUAUUUUGGUUGUUAAAAGGUGCGGCUCAAGACCAGGGGUAUAAAAGAAGAUACGAGUUAAUGUUUGUGGCACUGGUCAGUGUGGCUGGGGAUGCUCUAUACCAAGAGUUUAAAAAACAGGAGGAAAUGGUCAAAUGUCUGACACAAACUUCAGAAAGAGUGCAAGUGGCUAAAGACAAAGAUAAUACUCUAAAGAGAGAAUUACAAACAGUUUAUGAGUUAUUCCAUGACAAAGGAGACGUUUUGAUGCCUUACAACCCUGGUAUAUCAGUUUGUGGCCUUGACCUGAAAUCGUGUUCAUAUUUCACAUCAAAUGCUGUUCCAUUAAAACUUGUGUUUAAGAAUUCCAAGGAGCAUGCUGAUCCUGUUUACUCUAUGUUUAAGGUUGGUGAUGAUUUACGACAGGACAUGUUAACCCUACAGAUGAUAAGGAUUAUGGACAGAUUGUGGUUAAAACAAGGACUAGAUCUGAAAAUGAUUACUUUUUCUUGUCUUGCUACUGGACCUAAAAAGGGUAUGGUAGAAAUAGUAACAGAAUCAGACACGUUACGUAAAAUACAAGUAUCAUCUGGGGUCACAGGGUCAUUUAAAGAUCGACCAAUUAAAGAGUGGUUACAGAAACAUAAUCCAACAGAACUGGAAUAUCAGAAGGCGGUAGAAAAUUUCACCAGAUCCUGUGCUGGCUACUGUGUAGCUACUUAUGUACUUGGAAUCUGUGAUCGACACAAUGACAAUAUUAUGUUAAAACAGUCGGGUCACAUGUUCCAUAUAGACUUCAACAAAUUCCUGGGUGAUGCUCAAAUGUUUGGAAAUAUCAAAAGAGAUCGAGUUCCAUUUGUUCUGACAUCUGAUAUGGCCUAUGUUAUCAACAAUGGUGAAAAACAGAACAAUAAGUUCCAGGAGUUUGUUGAUAUGUGUUGUCAAGCCUUCAAUAUCCUUAGAAAGAAUACUAAUCUGUUUCUUAACUUAUUUGCUCUUUUAUCCAAGUCUGGUAUCCCAGGUAUCCAUAAAGAUGCAGCUAGAUAUAUACAGAGAGUACUAUUACCCGGUCAGACAUCAGUUCAGGCCUCAGCUAUAUUUACAAGAAUGAUAGAAGAGAGUCUGAAGUCUGUGUUUGUCCAGUUUAAUUUCUUUAUACAUAACCUAGCUCAGCUCAAGUUUUCCAGCCACCAGGAAGGUGCUCUAUUAUCAUUUGUACCUAAAACUUACAGUUUAAACACAGAUGGUAAAAUAAGUAAAGUUGAAGUCCAUAGUUACCAAAAACGAUAUACUCCAGAAAGACACUAUAUAUUUAUCCUGAGAGUUGAGAGGGACAACCAGAAAGUGCCUAGCUAUGUCUUCCGUCAUUUUUCAGAAUUUGUUGAAUUUAGAAAUAAAUUGAUGGAGAUGUUUCCGUUAAUACCAUGGCCACACCUGUCUAGCAAAGUAGUUUGGGGACGUUCUCACAUUAAAGCUGUAGCAGAUAUAAGGAAAAAAGAAAUAGAAAACUUUUUACAAGAUUUAUGGACAAAGGCUGCAGAAAUAUCUGAGAGUGAUAUUGUUUAUACAUUCUUCCAUCCUUUGCUGAGAGAUGAACAAGAGGCUCAGAAAGAGAAUCUGGGGAUUCAGAAAUUCAGAGAAAGUCAAGUCCAGUUAGUCCCUCAAGGUUCCCCAUUUGGCCAAGUGAAGUUGUCACUUGAAUACAAGAAGAGCACUUUAAUGAUAAUGGUCAUGCAUGCAAAAGAUUUGCCUGGUGGUUCUACCUUACCUAGUCCCUAUGUGAAAAUUUACCUUUUACCAGAUCCAGAUAAACAAACUAAAAGGAAAACUAAAAUUGUAAAAGACUCAACACAUCCAACUUAUAAUGAAGUUAUUGAAUAUAAAAUGUCUGAUACCGAUAUGCGUAUGAAGACUUUACAAGUUAGUGUAUGGGACCAUGAUAUGUUGGGAGAAAACAAUUUAAUAGGUGCUGUCUACAUCAAGUUACGGAACAUUAACCUAGAGGGCGAUAAUGUGCAAUGGUAUAAUUUAGACAGAAUACAGAUAACUGAUGCUUCCAUGUUGGCAUGACAACAGUACAUCCUGAUCUUUGUAAUGUUUUGGUUGGCAUGACAACAGUUCAUCUAGAUCUUUAAAAUGUUUUGUUGCAGAAUUAAGACGAUGAUUUAAGUCUACUUUAUUGAUAAUCUUGAUUUAUAAACAUAUUCUGAGGGACUAUGGGUAACUUCAUGCUUUUGAAAAUAUUACCCAAAAUGCAUUAGAUUCUGAAACAGUGAAUUGGCUACCGGUAUAUUUAUGUAUUAUGGACAAGAAAAGUCAUAUCUAAGAAUUUACAGAUGUAAAUCAAAUAACAGAUUUAAUAAUUAGAAAAAAAACAAUGAAAAACAAAUGGUGCUACCAUAUUUCCAUGACAACAUCUCAUCUGGAUCAGUCAUAAUUUGUUAAUCUUUUUGAAUUAGAAUUAAUUUCAUUUUAAAUCAAUUUCUGGAAUGUUAUUGACGAGAAAAAAUUUCCAGGUAAUUUAUUAAACUUUGGGAUUUUAAAUAAAUUUAAAGAGAAGAGGAAAAAAAUUAAGAAUUUUUAGUAUCUUGGUAUACAAAAAUAUCAUAUCUUUUUUGUUGCACAUGUAUUUCUGUGAUAUUUAUAGUCUACAAAAAGUUCAAAUGGCAAGUUAUUUGUAUGAAAUAUUUACAAGGUUUAAAAAUGGAACUUUUUUUUAUUUUUCUUGUAAAACUUUUCAUAUUUUAAGGCCAAAAAUAUUUUUUUCUCGCCUCAGUAAAAUAAUUUUAAAAUUCAGUUUUAAUGACAUAUUUGUCUGCAUUGAAGCUGAUGGAAAAUGUGUACUUCGUUAAACAUUUAAAUUCUCAGAUCA
Messenger RNA from Mytilus trossulus (common blue mussel), 6371 nucleotides. Its product is annotated as phosphatidylinositol 4-phosphate 3-kinase C2 domain-containing subunit beta-like. Gene Ontology annotation, cellular component: plasma membrane; phosphatidylinositol 3-kinase complex; cytoplasm. Gene Ontology annotation, molecular function: phosphatidylinositol binding; 1-phosphatidylinositol-3-kinase activity; 1-phosphatidylinositol-4-phosphate 3-kinase activity. The record is from RefSeq and is a predicted model, not a curated record. The transcript is spliced from 35 exons. The coding region runs from base 32 to 5569 and encodes 1845 amino acids. Lineage: Eukaryota; Metazoa; Mollusca; Bivalvia; Mytilida; Mytilidae. Gene Ontology annotation, biological process: cell migration; phosphatidylinositol-mediated signaling; phosphatidylinositol 3-kinase/protein kinase B signal transduction.